This is a messenger RNA of Neltuma alba, 1494 nucleotides long. RefSeq names its product LOB domain-containing protein 41. Lineage: Eukaryota; Viridiplantae; Streptophyta; Magnoliopsida; Fabales; Fabaceae. The record is from RefSeq and is a predicted model, not a curated record. Bases 157 to 1101 code for a protein of 314 amino acids. Gene Ontology annotation, biological process: regulation of gene expression. The transcript is spliced from 2 exons.
CUUCCCCUCCCUCGCACAUAUAUACCCUCCUUUCUCUUCAAACCCAGCCCUCCCCACAAAUCGCAUUCACAAUAAUCUUCUCAUCACCAUCAUCUUCUUCAUCUCAGUUUCUAUUUCAUCAUUUUCUCAGAAUCUCUCACAACAAGUUUCUGCAAAAUGCGGAUGAGCUGUAAUGGAUGUCGCGUUCUCAGAAAAGGUUGCAGUGAGAAUUGUAGUAUCAGACCUUGCUUGCAGUGGAUCAAAUCCCCAGAAUCUCAAGCUAACGCCACUGUGUUUCUUGCUAAGUUCUAUGGCCGUGCGGGCCUCUUGAACCUCAUCAACGCUGGCCCUCAACACCUUCGUCCUGCUAUUUUUCGAUCUCUGCUUUACGAAGCAUGCGGGCGGAUACUUAACCCGAUUUAUGGGUCCGUGGGUCUGUUAUGGUCCGGGAACUGGCAGCGUUGUCAGGCCGCCGUGGAGGCAGUGCUGAAGGGUAAUCCGAUCACCCCGAUCAACUCGGAAGCCGCCGCGAGUGGGCAGGGUCCACCGCUGAAGCCUUACGAUAUACGUCAUGUGUGUAAGGACAAGGACUCGGUCGGGUCGAACGAUGCCCAACGAGUCAAAUCUCGGUCACGGUUCAAGCGAUCAGCCGGGAAGACCAAGAAGCCGAACAAGGGGACGGAGUUGAAGUCCGCUGAACCGGAAGAACCGCGCAGUGGAUGCACUGUGUGUUGUGCGGCCGUUGAUGAAGUGGCGAACCGGUCCGCGAGUCACGAAUCGUCUCUGAGUCACCAGUCGGAGGAGGCGCCGCCGAACGUGGAGACGGCGGCGGAAGAGGAUAGCAAAGAGAGCGACAGCAUGGUGUCGGUAGAGACUGCCGAGACUUCCAUGCUCUUCCGGGACGAACCGGAAUCAGCACGCAAACAGAGCAACGGAGCCGACGAAGCCGGUGGGGCGGACGUCGGGCUAGAGCUGACGCUAGGGUUCAAACCGGCGCUACGUGAGACUCACGUGAUGCCGGUCAAGAAAAGAAAGAUAGAUUUUCAACUUCAAGGCUCAGGUGGUGACUCGGCUAACAAGAAAGUAGCUGGCAUGAAGCUGGGGCUCGAAUGCUCGGCUUGAUGUGGAUACGGCUCGGCUCUCAAUUUUGGCUUAACCGGCUCGACCUUAUUUUCUUGCUUUUUUAUACAGGGUCUUUAGCCUUUUUUUUGUUUGGCGUAACUUUUGUUAAUUAAUUAAUUAUGAUGGUAAUAAUUUUGGGGUUAAGUGUCUAAUGAGAAAGAUGUACAAAGAUGGUUUUGGAAUGUAGAGGAAAAUAGUGCAUUUGAAUCAUUUUGGUUGAAUUGAGAGUACUUGAGUGCUAACAUAACCCGACAGAGGCAAAGGAAAAGUGAAAUAAAAGAAAAAGAAGAAUCCUUGUCUUCGAAUAGGAAUCGUUUUUUGGUACAAUGUUUCCCAGUGAUUCAGGGACAGAAUCACGUACGAUGAUUCAGUGUAGUGGACAUUAUGGUCCGA